AUGCGAUUACACGUCCGAGCAAUACACACGCCAGAAGUGAAAUACAUGUGCGAAGUGUGCGAUCGUCUGUUCAAAACGACAGCGGAGAGAAGACAUCACAUGACUCGAAUGCAUAUGAUCGCCUAUCGGCAGAUUGUUGAUCCAGUGCUACAUGGCCAGCUGUCACGAGCGAUACUGUGA
Messenger RNA from Cooperia oncophora, 180 nucleotides. The record is from the annotation of a GenBank genome assembly. NCBI's taxonomy places the organism in Eukaryota, Metazoa, Nematoda, Chromadorea, Rhabditida, Trichostrongylidae.